This is a messenger RNA of Ciona intestinalis (vase tunicate), 3046 nucleotides long. RefSeq names its product dual specificity protein phosphatase CDC14C-like. NCBI's taxonomy places the organism in Eukaryota, Metazoa, Chordata, Ascidiacea, Phlebobranchia, Cionidae. Gene Ontology annotation, biological process: protein dephosphorylation. The record is from RefSeq and is a predicted model, not a curated record.
UCAGUGUUCGGUGAAAUAGCUCAUUCCAGGUGCUUUUGAAAGUAGUUUAAUUUGGUUAAUGAAAAUCCCCUUUUUAAGUUGGAUCCUCCACAGCCAAAAGUUUCAAUUUUUGUGCGGCAUCGUUCAAAUGUAUUUGGCUUCUGCGUUGAAGCACAUGCACAUAAGUGACCCGCAUCUCGAUCGUUUUGAUGCAAAAACUUCAAUGAAGAAAGACGCUUUCGAAAGUUCCAAUAUUUCAUCUUUGCGUCACUCAGCUGCGUCAGAUGACAGCGACCUUGUCAGUGCUGCGGAGAUAAUUAGAGAUCAGUUUUACUUUGCGACGUUAAGGAGCAAACCCAAAAGCACAUCCCACACUCACUACUUUAACGUGGAUGAUGAACUGAUUUACGAAAAUUUUUAUGCCGACUUCGGCCCUCUAAACCUGGCUCAACUCCACCGCUACUGUUGCAAAGUAAACAAGAAAUUGAAGUCAAUUUCGUUAGCCAAAAAAAAGAUUGUGCACUACACAUCAUUUGAUGCGAGGAAACGUGCAAACGCUGCUUUUUUAAUUGGUGCUUACCAGAUCAUUCAUUUAAAGAGAACACCAGAGGAAGCCUACAGACCCUUGGUAUCUGGCAGCAGUCCACCAUAUCUACCAUACAGGGAUGCAUCAUUUGGACCAUGCUCGUACAACUUGACACUACUAGAUUGCUUACAUGCGGUGGACAGAGCAAUCACACACAGGUUCUACUGUCCGGAUACAUUUGAUCCAGAUGAGUAUGAGCAUUAUGAAAGAGUGGAAAAUGGGGAUUUUAACUGGGUUUUACCGGAAAAGUUUCUUGCAUUCAGUGGUCCACACCCAAGGAGUAAAAUUGAAAACGGCUACCCUCUGCACGCCCCUGAGGCUUAUUUCCCAUAUUUCCGUAAACACGGCGUAUCCUGCAUAGUUCGACUUAAUAAAAAGAUGUACGAUGCCAGGAGGUUCCAGGACGCUGGGUUCGACCAUCAUGAUUUGUUCUUUGUUGAUGGCAGUACACCAUCCGAUUCAAUACUCAAACGAUUCUUGGAUAUUUGCGAAAACACAGACGGAGCAAUUGCAGUUCAUUGUAAAGCCGGCUUGGGUCGCACUGGUACCUUGAUAGCAUGUUAUAUGAUGAAGCAUUACCGAUUCACCGCAGCAGAGUGUAUCGCGUGGAUACGCAUUGCCCGACCUGGCUCUAUCAUUGGUCCGCAACAACACUAUCUAGAAGACAAGCAACACAGCAUGUGGGUACAAGGAGAUAUCUACAGGGCCGAGGUUAACCAGGGAAGAGGGAACCGUCUCUGCAUGCGCCGUGUCACAUCAGAAAUAGACGAUAUUUCUCUGCGCGACAGGAACAACAACAAUGAUGACGUCACAAGCGUAGGCGGGACCGGAGACGAACACGGGACCGCCAUCUUCUCAAUAGUGGAUAAAUCGAAGGACGCUGGGGUUACCACACGCAGCAGGUCAGGGGUUGGUAUGUCCCAGGGCGACCGUUUGAGGGCGGUAAAAGCACGUCGACACCCUCGUUCGGCCACCACGGGGACGUUAAAAUUGGAUGACACGAGAUCACAUGCACGAUCACCCUCCCAACCUGCAGCUCGUCAUACGAGGCAUUCAAGUCAUAGCAAUUAUGAAAGUAAUGUCGAUCCCGCUGGUGUUGCUUCUCCACUCAAAUCGUCCAAGUUUUCGAGCUCAAACAACUACAGCUCACCUGGUAUUGUAACUCGUAGCAAGGCGAGGUCGACAAGCGCAAGUCUCUCUGCUAAAAGCUAUCCAGCGCUAGCUAGUCUGCUUGACACGAGCUCUUCGUAUGGCAACAGUGACGACCACACCUCGUUUCCCGUCGGUUCUUCUGCUUAUUCCUAUCGGCGUAAAGCGCGCGGCUCGACGGAGAACGUCUCCAACACUGGGAAAUCUCAUCCCCAGCCGCGGGCCAGCGACGGCUCAUAUUCCCGCACCCGACGCAGCGAGAGUCGAUCCCGGAAUAGUUCGAACCGCGGUCAGGACUUCAGCUUGCAUGGCUCGAGUGUAAAGUAUCUCUCCCGGUCGCAGCCUUCGAUCUAGCCCGAGAUCCUACACUACAAGAUCUAGCACACGAAUCUACACAUAAACCCAGGAAUCCUUUUACGUCAACACGUUCGCUCGUUUCAAGUUAAACGAGUAUGCUUUUCCAGAUUUUAACCCUUUAGGAUUUUUAUAUCGCGCUUUACUAAUGACCAACUCAUUUUACUUCGUAUCGUUAAAAACUUCAUUCAAGAGAUUAUAAAACAUCUCGGCACCUGCAGUUACGAUCACGACUACUGUAAUUAUUCCGCGCUCGUUUUUAACCAUCAAAAUGCACGGUUCUUUCUGCCAAACAUUAUGUAGUAAAUUGCGGAACCGUUUAAAAAAUUUGCUUCUUUUUAUUUCCGCUAAUUUUUGUCCAUUUUACAAUGAAACAUGGUGCAGAAUUGAACGUAAAGGGUAUAUUGACCGGUUAAUUAGCGCUUGUUCGCGCUAUACCCAACGUGCCUUCACUUAAUUUUCGUGUGCUGGUUUUCAACUACCACAAAUAGUACAUCUCGUAUUUGUCGUGCUUUAAAUGUUCGAGCAUAAGUGAACUAGAUUAGCCGUGGUAACAAGUAAAUAUACCGCUCGUUUUGUGUGAAGAAACGGUGUUACGAUAGAUGACGUAACUGCCACGUUUUGGUAAUUUCUGGUCGUACAGCUUCAAUGAAAAAAAUAUAUUUAUGUGUCUUCUUUUUUUCGAUAUUAUAAUUUUUUACUCCCUAUUUGGUUCAGAUUUUAUAUUUGUGAUUUUAUCAAACGUUGUUUGGGCUAAUGUGGACUCCACACAUUCCUAUAAUGUUAAAUAUUAAUAUUAGCGUUAUUUAUCCCGUCUGUACUUUUCACUGGUGUUGUAUAUCUAGGUUUUAUCGUGCAAAUCCUAGUAACUCAAAUUCUCUUAAUUUUCUUGAGCUUUUUAAUUUUUCACUCAAAACAUCGUAGACAAAGCACUGAUACGUAACUAACAUCUCGUUGAAAUAAAAAUACCAAUUUUUA